Anopheles bellator is the source of this 1762-nucleotide messenger RNA. RefSeq lists its product as uncharacterized. The transcript has 6 exons. The record is from RefSeq and is a predicted model, not a curated record. The coding region runs from base 243 to 1550 and encodes 435 amino acids. NCBI's taxonomy places the organism in Eukaryota, Metazoa, Arthropoda, Insecta, Diptera, Culicidae.
AAGUCUGGGAUAGGUCUACGCCUUGCUUAAUUGGUCAUAAGUGAGCUUGAGUGCCAGCAAAAACCUCAUCUGACACUAUUGAACAAAUCGAAACUGUGCCGUGAUCCUCCGUCGGUCCGAUUCGGUAGCUCACGGUAGUUGGCCCCAGUGAUAUAGGCAGGUGGUGGUUCCAGUGAUAGUAGCCAUUCCGCCGUGCGGUCGAUAGCAGCUGAUUUGUUCUUAUCGUGGUGCCCGGAAGAGAUAUGAACGACACGAGCCAGAAAGAAGCGUACAUCCGCGACACGCUCAUACCGGACCUGGUGGAGCGAGGCGUUCUAACCAUCGCCUCGCCUGGCGAACGGAGCGCGCGCCUGAAAUCGGUCGAAGUGAAACAGCUCGUCACCAACGGGUUUAUGUUGACGAUCCCCUUCAAGGUUACUGCCGUGUUAGAGGAGAAGAAGAACCGCGGCGGUGAUGGUGACCCCCGAACCGAAACGCUUCAUCUGGUGGUGAAGAUAACGCCCGAGUGCACCGAGGAGAUCUACCACAGCUGCCAGUUUGACACACUGUUCGAGAACGAGAUGAUCGCCUACACCGAAAUCAUUCCGGCGCUCGGCAAAGCCGAACUCUACCCAAGGUACUACCACUGCGCGCGCAAACCGGCGGAAGCAUUAAUGGUAAUGAGCGAUUUUUCCUUUUCCGGUUGGAAAAUGGCACCGAUGGUUGUCAACAUGCCGCUGGACUACGUUAUGCUGGCAGUGAAGGAAUUGGGUCGCUUCCACGGCGAGUGUUACGGCAUGAAGUUGGUCCGGCCCGAGCAGUUCGUUCGGAUUCGACAGAAAUUCAAAGAGUCCCGGUACGCGGCCGCAAUCACCGAUCGGACGUGGCUGACCGCCAUGGCUAUUGCAGGGCGGCGUGCGCUCAAGUCUUUCGCCGAGAGCCGCUUCAGUGGUCGGGUACCGUCGGAGUACCUGGAAAAGAUCGGCCGCCUCUUCGCGGAUCCGUGGGCGCACUCGAAGCGAAAGGUGGAACCCCGGGAACCGCUGGCCGUCAUCUGCCACGGGGAUUACCUGCGCAACAACAUGGCCUUCCGGUACGAUGAUGCGAAGAACCCCGAGAAGCCUACUCAGGUGAUGAUGUUUGACUUCCAAACCCUGCGCUACGCCUCACCGAUGAUUGAUUACACCGCGUUCUUGACCAACUCGACUGGAUACGGCGUGCGGGAGGACCACUUUGAGGCCAUUUUCCGAACGUACCACAGCGAGCUGGUGCACACGGUCGCAAGGAUAGUCGGCGUGAAGGAUCCGGCCGACCUGCCCCCACACUUCAGCUACGAAUCUUUUCACCGCGAGCUAGCCGAACACUAUUCGUACGGAUUCAGUAUCGCCUCGUCGUUCCUGAUGGUGCUACACGAGCCGAUGGAGAUGUGCUUUACCGACCAGACCUUUAACCUGGAGGAAGCGGAAGCGGAUGCGUGGAACCGUGGCGGCGAACCGCUCAACCGGGAGCUGGCCGCCAUGGUGUACGAAAUGUACCAACUGCACUCCCGGUACGGGCUCGACCCGUUGUAACCCUGCCGUCGGGGGGCCCCGUGGCUCCGGCACGGAUCGAAGGAAAAGUAUUCGACCACCGUGACCACGGCACGCGAUACACGGAUUAAGGAGUCGUUCAAGGACGAAGGCCCCCUGGUCACGAUAUGCCCGAAAUCGGCGGAGAACACCGCGUAGACAUUAAUCAAAGUGAUUGGUGCAAAACAUGGUCGAAUGUAAGCGUAACAAUUAUG